Messenger RNA from Equus quagga, 2992 nucleotides. RefSeq names its product elongator acetyltransferase complex subunit 6 (gene ELP6). The record is from RefSeq and is a predicted model, not a curated record. Lineage: Eukaryota; Metazoa; Chordata; Mammalia; Perissodactyla; Equidae. Gene Ontology annotation, biological process: tRNA wobble uridine modification. Gene Ontology annotation, cellular component: elongator holoenzyme complex. The coding region runs from base 109 to 909 and encodes 266 amino acids. The transcript has 7 exons.
UGCGCGUUCUUUCCGCGCGCUGCUGCGUGGUAGCUGUUUCUCUCGGGCGUCUAUCGUCUCCCUGGCAGCCUAACUUCACGUCCCGGGCGCUCGUCCCGGGAGCUCGGAAUGUUCCCAGAACUUAAUCACCUUCUCAACACCACCCCCGACAGGGCAGAGCAGGGGAAAUUGACUCUACUGUGUGAUGCCAAGACAGAUGGCAGUUUCCUUGUGCACCACUUUCUCUCCUUCUACCUCAAAGCUAAUUGUAAAGUCUGCUUUGUGGCACUCAUCCAGUCCUUCAGUCACUACAAUAUCGUGGGACAGAAGCUGGGUGUCAGCCUGACCACAGCACGGGAACGUGGGCAGCUCGUGUUCCUCGAGGGUCUCAAGUCUUCAGUGGAUGUCUUCUUCCGGUCUCAGGAGGAGCCACACCCUCUGCAGUUUCUCAGGGAGGCCAACACUGGGAACCUGCAGCCACUGUUUGAGUUUGUGCGGGAGGCCCUGAAGCCUGGGGACAAUGCGGAGGCUGCAUGGAGGUGCCCGGUGCUGCUGGUGGACGACCUGAGUGUGCUGCUGAGCCUGGGUGUGGGGGCAGUGGCCGUGCUGGACUUCAUCCACUACUGCAGAGCCACUGUGUGCUGUGAGCUAAAGGGAAAUAUAGUGACCCUUGUGCACGACAGUGGAGAUGCCGAGGACGAGGAGAAUGACGUCCUGCUGAAUGGCCUUAGUCACCAGAGCCACCUGAUCCUGCGGGCCGAGGGCCUCGCCACUGGCUUCUGCAGGGAUGUGCAUGGGCAGCUGAGGAUCCUGUGGAGGAGACCAUCACAGCUCACAGCGCAGCGGGAUCGCAGCCUCACCUACCAGUACAAGAUACAGGACAAGAGUGUGUCCUUUUUCGCCAAAGGAAUGUCUCCUGCUGUUCUGUGACCUCAGUAGAGGCAGGUGCAGAUACUUUAACUAUUUGCAGAUGUGAAAGAUAAAGCGACCGAAUAGGAGUGGACCUUUGCACCUUUGUAGUAGUAUCUCAGGCUGGACUGGUAGCUCCGUGUGACCCAGCGAUGGCCGAGUGGUGCUGGGCCCGUAUGCCUUUGUUCCCCUGGGCCCUGCUCAGAAAACAUGCGAGGAGUCUGCCGCCCUUCCUCUGCUGAGAGACGCUGCAUGUGGAACCCAGGUGAAAGAGGUCCUUUGGAGCCUUCCAUGUAGAUUUGCUUUAGUCCCAACUACCUGUUUCCCGUUAUGUGCCUUCCGGAGCCUCAGUGGGUAUGAAUGUGCCAGCCGGCAGACAGUCCUGGAUGGCAGGCAUCCCGGGUGACAACCAGGGUAGUCAUGGCUGGUAUCAAGUGAGUUCCUACAUCGUGGCUUCCCGUGGAGUGUGUCAUUUAUUUUCACCUUCACCCUGCAAAGGUAUUUUUCCCUUAAGUCCAGUGAGUCCUUAAGUCCAGGCUUAAAGAGGUUUGAAAGCGUGCUCAAGGUUGUAGAGUAGGUAAUGGACUCCUGACUCUAAAGUCCACGUUUGCUGACUGACCCUCAAGGAAACCAGAGGCAGGUUCCCAGCCCAGUUCACAGGUUCCUCCUGUAUAUGUUGAUGAGACCUAGCCAUCAAGGGCCUAGCACCCUGGUCGUGGUCACAUGAGGCCUUACGUUGGGCCCAGCUGUGUACGGCCUUGGUGAGAGGGGUAAGCAAUGUUCUUGCAGCCAGGGAGGAUGGGGCCUCCUUCACCUGUGAAGACUGCGGGAGGUGAGCUGUUGCCUUAGCAUCCUGUAGAUGCAACUUGCCGCACUCAGCCCCUCAGUCAAGGUCAUCUCAGGGUGGACACCUGGGGUAUUCUUAAAAUGGGUGUUUUUUAUUGUAUGCAAAUUAUACCACAAUGAAUUUGAUUUUAAAAAUUAAAAAAUAACACUGCUUUGCAGGGACUAAGGAAGUUUCAUAUCCAUUAAUUUAAUUUUAACUUUUUUUUUUACAUUUUUUAGUCUUUGUAAAAGGGAACAAUUCAUCACCCUUCUGCUCAAAUCAUACCGACUGUCGCAGCAUACUGAAUAUUGCAGACCUGAUAGAAUAUUUGAAAAUUUUAAGUAUAAGUAACUUAAGAGAAAGUAGUUAUUAAAGAAUGUAAUGAUUCUUUUAUUAGUGCUUCAGUAUUUUUACAAGCUUCAUAUGAACUACAGUUCUGAAUGGACAAGGUGCCACGAAACAUUUUUUACAUGAUAUGAAUGUUGCUAUUAUGUUUCUUCACUUAAUUUGUAAAUGUUUUCACUAAAUUUUUAAUGUUUAAUGGCUAGUCAGCAUUUUAUGGUGUCACUAUAUUCUAAUUUGCUUAGCUAUUCUCUCAGUGUGGAGGUUCUGGAUUUUGUAAUUAUAAAUUAUGCUGUUAUGAAUUUUAUGUACUAUAUCUCUAUAUAGGUAUGGGGGCAAGAACUUGUUUCCUUAGGACAGUCCUUCCUUCCUUCAAGAAAUACCACCUUCUGUAUGGCAGGCUGCUGUAGGCACUGACGGUGUGAUAGUGACAAAAAGGUCCUGCCUGCAACAAAAUUGAGAAGUAAUAUAUGUAACAUGAGUUAGGCUGUGAUGAGUGCUAGAAACGGAGCAGGGAGGGGGCCUAUGAAGAGUGAGGGACGAUGACGUUUUAGAGUCUCCUCCACAAAGCGGAAUUCCUGAAUUGAAGCCUGGACUGGCCUUCAUGUUAUCAGGUUGUUCUUCAGAAUGAUGGAGCCAGCUAGCAGUGAUCCAGGUUGUCCUCCACCAAUGUUGAGUUUCACUUAUUUUUUACUAAUUUAAUAGUUGUGUGGAAAUGGACAUUUCUUUAAUAAUGGAUAAUAAAGGAUAUAAUUUCCUGUUUUUUCCCAUGUGUACAGAAUCUGUUCCUCACUGUUAAUCACUUAUCAAUUAAAAUCUUGUGUCAACCUUAUUUUAUGAAUUGUUUAUAAUAUUUUGGAAAGUAAGAUUUUAUCAUUGUCUUUGUUCAUGUUUAUUUUUCUACAUUCUGGUUUAAAAAAAGUAUUUUCAGAAACA